AGGAGCUCAAGACAGUGACAAUGGGGUUGAGUAACAAUGGGACAGAUCAGUCGUUCGAAGCCAAACCUGCAGUGGCAAGCAUCAUCCUGAGCCUGGCUUGCCUCUUCGGAGUUCCGGGGAAUGCACUGGUCAUCUGGAUAAUACUUUUUACAAUGAGGACGCAAAGAUCCCCCACUGUGGUGCUCAUCCUGAACUUGGCAAUAACCGAUGUGCUUGUUCUGAUCACUUUGCCGGUGUGGAUCUAUGCUUUCGUGCACGGCUGGGCCUUUGGAGAACCAUUGUGUAAACUCCUGAGCUGUGUCAUCUACUGCAACAUGUAUGCAAGCAUCUUCCUCAUCACCGUGAUGAGUGUCGAGCGCUUCAUGGCUGUCAUUUACCCUUUUGCCAGCCAGCGAUGGCGCCGAAGCAAAGUUUUCGUGAGGGUGGUGCUCGCCAUCUGGAUAUUGGCCUUUCUCUUUUCAGUUCCAGUGCUGAUUUACCAGGCAGUGGGUGACGAUGACACUGGGCAGCAUCAAUGCCUGUACAUGCAAUUCGACACCGAUCAGCAGGAAAUGUUGUGCACAGUGUUACAAAUUGUUGUUGGUUUUCUAAUUCCCUUUUCAGUGCUGUCUAUUUGUUACUUUUGCAUUGGGAGGAAAGUGAAACAACUGAGCUUUAAUACUCAAAACAGAACUGGGGCAGUGAUCAGCAGUGUGCUGAUUGUGUUUUUUAUCUGCUGGGCGCCUCACCAUGUUUUAAAUCUGAUUUCAGUUAUAGCACUGAUGAGCAAGACAACGGAUCAAACCCUGUCAGAUACAUUAACCGAUAUCUAUAAUAGUGGUAUCUACAUUGCUGGAGCUCUGGCUUUCAUUAACAGCUGCAUCAAUCCUGUAUUAUAUGCAUUUGCUGCCCGGAAUAUCCGUAAUGGUUUUCGACUAUCAGCCUUGGCCAAGUUAUUUGACCAGAUGACUCAUUCUGUUAAAGAAGAAUCUCGAAAAGGAUGCACGGAUACUACAAAAAAGGACACAAGUGCCACUAUGGAGGAGAUGCACUCUCUGCAGGUUAUUUAAGGUGUUAUUUGUCUUAUUCAACGAAACAAAUUUGGUAAAGCUUCCUCUCCCUCCCCCACCCGUCUCUCCCCGCCUUCUCGCUCCCUUCCCCCAUCACCACUGUACUCCAAGUAGCAACUGUUGCCAAGACAGGAGGAAACUUCUGGGUCUCCUCCUGUGUAGGUUGGAGGAGUCUCGCCCUGCGGUAGCUGUCUGAUCUGUUCACCCUCCUUUCAUUGAAACCUCCGCAAAAUGCUGCAGCUGAGGCAGAGAAAGAGUUGUGUAAAACAAUAACUCACUGUUCCUGGUUACUCAGUGUGCCAUGCCAUUGGCAUUCUUAAAUGUUAUUUGCGCUAACUGGUUUUCUGGCUAUUAUAGUCAAGAAAGUUUGAUAAUUAAAGUUAGUACUAAAAUGGUAGAGGGAUUUUGAGGACUUUUUACUUCGAGCUUUGACAGUUGUCCCCUUCAGGUUGCUUGCUAUCAUUAAUUCACCUCUUGCUCUCGGGUGAAAUGGCUUUGAGUCAGGAAUUUUCCUAUGGCUACAUGGUGCAAGCGUGUGGCAGGGAUCAUCGUUUCAUUGUCGUGGCUACUGUUUUGCUUUGCCUUCAGAUGACAAAUAUCCCUUUGUCCAGUCCGUCAUUCGGCACUUGUGCUAACCAAACUCAGCAAACUAUAGCAAGGGAGCCCCACCACCAUCUGUUUGGAAUUGGAGUUUAAUCUUAAUUGCAAUGUAAGUAAUUAUAUUUGAAUUCGUACACUGGUGCUGCCAAUGUCAGCUCUGCUAAUUACGAAUAUUUAAAUAAAAACAAUUCUCCUCAGCAGUGUGACCUUUCACAGAAAGGACACAGAAUUUUACCCUCUUACUCGUUAUUGAUUAUUGCCGUGCCUUUCCUUCACUCAGGAGGGCAGGGACAGUUAGAGCUCAUAGCCGUUCAAUGGCAGCUCCAAUUACCAAAUAACUGGGGUGGUUUGGUUGUGGCUCUUUCAGCUGUCCUGUGCCAGCUAUCCCACUGAGAAUGAUUCCGUACAUUCUCGUUCAGGAAAACUGGGAAAGCUGCAUAUAAAGCAGACACGUUUCAAAUUCAAUCAGGAAUAGCUUGUAAGCCCAUAUUAAACCACACAAGCAGUCUGUGUAUGGGUAAAUCACCUACAUAUUGACUUGAACUUCCAGCAUUAUAAAUCACAUUCAUUUUCUGUGCUAUAAUGAUGAUUUGAAAUGUAUACCAUGGCUAUUUAUAUUGCUGAAUCGCAGAAAUCAAAGUUACAAAGAGAGAAUAUCAUGGUUGUUUUUCCUUUAAAAUACUUUCUAAAUUAACUUUCAAACUCCUGAGUUCCUUUUUUAUUCACUUUGCUGUGGUGUUGGAAUGUCAGCCUGUAUAGAGCUAAGCUAUUGAUAGGCUGUCAUAUUGAAGGGAAAGAGCCGUCAUAUAACCAGACUUUAUUGCAUUAAGUUAACCAUUGCCUUAUAUUAAAUUAAAUGUGAAAUUAGUACAGGGAAUUCUAAUGCUUCAAAAUUGAAAGCAUUGGUGAAGCAUUUAAAUGUAUACUGGGUCCUAUUGAUAACGAUUUUCAGUUUUGGAUGAAAGAUAAAUAAUCUGAUACGCUAUUUCAUUUUACAUAAUAUUAAAGAGCAAAACAAAGCAUCCAAGGAAUACUGAUUUUCAGCCACAAUGGAAAAGAUUUCCUCAGAAUGCAAUUAAUUCCUGUAUGUUAGCACUGGGUUAGAAAUACUCCAGUGCAGCACUUUCAACACAUGCUGCUGACAUCUGAUGACACCAAAGUUUAAUUCAGGCAUUUUAUUCCUGUAUGUGUGAGAGGUGGUUCAGUGAUUCUGAUUGCGAAGGUGGUAAAGUUUAAGUCCCACAGCAUGUCAUCCAGGCCAGUAUUUCAGUGAAGCACUGAGGGUGUGUUGCAUUAUCAGAGGUGUUAUAUAUCAAGAUGAGGUGGCAAACUAAGGCACUGCCUUCCUUCUCAGGUGUAUGUAACAGAUCCCCAAUCAUUUCCUUGAAGAAGAACAGGGAAGUUCUCCUGGUCAAUAAUUAUCCCUCAACCAAAAUCACUAACACAAAUUAUCUGGUCAUUUAUCUGAGGUAUUUUUCUGGAGUUUGCUGUGUACAAAUUG
Messenger RNA from Carcharodon carcharias (great white shark), 3150 nucleotides. Its product is annotated as C3a anaphylatoxin chemotactic receptor-like. Gene Ontology annotation, cellular component: plasma membrane. The record is from RefSeq and is a predicted model, not a curated record. The transcript has a single exon. Bases 21 to 1049 code for a protein of 342 amino acids. Gene Ontology annotation, molecular function: complement receptor activity; G protein-coupled receptor activity. NCBI's taxonomy places the organism in Eukaryota, Metazoa, Chordata, Chondrichthyes, Lamniformes, Lamnidae. Gene Ontology annotation, biological process: complement receptor mediated signaling pathway; inflammatory response; phospholipase C-activating G protein-coupled receptor signaling pathway.